This is a messenger RNA of Hymenoscyphus albidus, 832 nucleotides long. Lineage: Eukaryota; Fungi; Ascomycota; Leotiomycetes; Helotiales; Helotiaceae. The record is from the annotation of a GenBank genome assembly.
CGGUACCAGCACACAAUUCGACAAUUCAAUAGAUGGUGAUACGUCUGCAAAAUGCGCAAUGCAGCGAUGGAUUAUCUCAGUUCUCAGAAGGACCAUCGUUUCUGAACGUGGACUACUAAACUUAACCACCACCCGCGGGUUGAUGACCACGCCCCCAAAAUGCGCAAAGAAGAUGCCCGAUCGUCCAAAGCCCCCUCCAGAGAAGGAGUUCACUGAAGUUUUCCUUCACGGCUCUGGGCCUGGGGGACAGAAAAUUGUUAGUCUAGUCUUUUUUCCACACAGUGCUUGAUACUUAGCCCUCUGCCCUGAGGUUAAGUUUAACUUGAUCAUCAAGACUGACAUCUAAGCAACAGAAUAAAACCUCCUCCGCAGUACAACUCAAACAUGCCGCCUCGGGCAUUGUUCUCAAAGUCCAAGCCACGCGAUCACGAACCCAGAAUCGAAAGCUUGCCCGUCAGAUGUUGGCCGAUCGGCUAGAGGAUCUGGAGAAGGGUGAUCAGAGCCGGAGCGCUAUCAAAACGGCUGUGAAGCAGAAGAAGAAAAGCAGUGCGACGAAGAAGACGAGGCGGAAGUAUCGGAAGUUGGAAGAGGAGAAGCUUGCAGCGCAGGGAGAGACGGGAAAAGGGAAAGAAGGAUGACGUUUUUUUUGCAAGGUGUAAGCGUGGGAUAUGGGAUACUGUAUGGCAUACGGUUUGUCGUACCCUCGAAGAUCGGGUCCAUUUGAUUCAACAAUGUCCAUAAUUUGGGAAGGUUGGCAGAAGAAUAUUCUCGCUCAGUGCUCUCCUGGAUCAGUCCGUUCUGGAUCGCACUUCGCAACGAUGUUGAGGCAAGG